AUGGACUUUUUGGGCAGACCGGAGGAGGACCCAACAUCGGCGCACGUCGCCCCUACGGACGGAGCUCAGACCUCAUCAGAAGCAGCCGGUGACACAACUGCAGGAGCGGCGGCAGCGGCGGCGGCGGCGGCCAGUACCCGCUUCUCUCAGCACAAAAUAAACCAGACUUUGACCAGUUUUGCGAUUGUUUUUGCCCUCAGCGAUGCAGCCCCACCCUGUGUGCUCUCCCACUACACCGAACUGGCUCGACGUGUAAGUCGCCUUUUUUGCUGCAUCACUUGCUAUGGCACACCCCCUCCGUAAGAUUCGAGCCGUUCCCUCUUCUCUUAUUUUGCGUGCAAUCCUAAUCAGUGUGCGUUGUGAACGAAGGGAUGUGGUGAUACGCCCAGAUGCAGGUCUGGCCGUGCCGGCUGCCUGCGCCCUCUCCCGCCUCCAGUUUUCUUGACUCUGUCUUGACACUGGGUACAGAGGGGGGAGGCGGAGGGAGUGUGGUGCAUGCUGCGCAAAUCUACAACCACUUUAAACUAAUUCACGCUCAGGUCACCACCCCUGCUGCAGAGCACAUGGUGAACAUAGUCGAAAUCAGCGGCCGAACCGUCAUUUCAGUAGUACAGUGGAGCCACUCAGUCUCUACGGAACCGAGGAAGCGAGGCCGGAAUGUCAACCUCUGACUUAUUCGCUGUCUUCAACUCGUUAGAGAAUGAAAUAGGGCAGGACAGUACGCAGAGCAGCUAUAAAUGGUAAUUCCAGUCUCUCAUGUCUUUGUCGACUGUAACUCGCGUUCAAGUCUCAGGUCUUUUCGACCAAAUGCGGUGCUAUGACUAGCUCAUGACGCCGAAUAAGUCGGAAAGGGCCAUUUCAGUCUCGCAUGCUUUUGAUUGUAGUAAAUUUCUUUUCAUAUUGACCCAACUGCGCCUCGAUGGGAUUAGAACCCACGCAGUAAGGGGAAGGCUUUAAUACAGCCAACGCUCUAACCACUUGAGCUACGCGGCCCCGCCGGACGACACGAGUUUAAUCACACUUGGGCAGUCAACUUACUGUAUCAGAUUUGGUGGAUUCCAGACGUUGCAGUAGUUUGGGCGGGUAACUUGACCCAAAUGUGAUUAAUCUCGUGUCGCCUUCUGCUUACUGCGUGGGUUCUAAUCCCACCGAGACGCCGAGUUUUUCACAGUUGGGUCAAUAUGAAUUAUUCAAAAUCUGCCAAAAUAUCUAUAAAUUUCUUUUAUCGUUUUUUGUCGUCACGCAGCUGACUGCAGGAUCUUUUGACGCGACAAAACUUUCGCGUUCCGUCCUGCAAGCAGGCAGGUCAGAUCCCCUAACACGGUUCUGAUCUGCGCAUGACUGUUUUUUUUUUUAUCAUGCCAUCGCUUUUUGAUAGAAAGCAAUGCACUUUAGGAGCAGAAGUAGUCAGGAGAAUGUGUCCAGCGACAGGUUUCCAUGUGUCACCAACUGCCUGUCAGGCCAGCCCUUUCACCCAAGUGGUCUGUGUCCAGGUCAAGCCCGGCUGAGAAAAAAGACCCCGGUGACUAACCGACGUAGCUGUGGAUAAGACGAAUAAAAUUUUGCAGAGCUAGACCGAUGAAGAUAGGCGAAAGAGAAAUAGCAGCUUUUUGCAAUUCACUCAUGUGACCUUAACCCAGUCCUGUCCGCAGGCUAAAACCGGUGACCGAUCAUUUACCGACACGCAUAUACAAGCAAUGUACAUGGUUCACCGACGAGAUCGAACCGAUGAGUUAACACCGUAAAACCAUGGCUUUCUCUUAGCGUAUCCCCACUCAUCAAUAAUUUUCUGGGUCGUUUCGAUAGUUGAAAGCACGAAUAGGCCAGAAACAGCUGCUGUCUCAGUCCACACUUUCUUUAUCCGUCUGUAACCUUGUUUACUUAGUUGAUUGGAAGCCUGGGGAGUGGUCGUCAUUUCACCAAUCAGAUUGACAUACCGCCGCGACAAUGCGAACUAGUCUAUCGCUAAGCAUAGUCGACCAAAACAUACAGCUGGCAGUAGAGGAAAGUGCGUUUUCUUAAUGCCUAGCAGAUGCUGCUGUGUACGGAACUGCCUGGAACCGUGUUCCAUAUCAAUCGGAGCCGCACCUGCAUACGCGCAGCCUUUUCUAAAUGAGAGAGUACGCGAAACUUUCGGUGAAUGUUUCAUGAGUUUUUACACAUACUACAUGGCCCCAGCGGGAGUGGGCUAACGUCCUGGAGCACAAAAGUCGAGUCUGCGUCUACCUCGAUGCCCAUUUUCUACCUGUUGUUAACAAUAAGUCCUGGCUGGAUAUGUGCCUGGCGGAACAUACGUACGAGUUUGGGUGCAGAUGGCAACCUGACCGCAACUUAUUUAUAGCUGUGGAUGCGCACUUAGCCACCUUUUCGCUGCAAACAGGCUUUACAAGCUAACCCCGCGAAUCUAAUAGUCGGGCCUUGAAUCCAGAUGGAGGAGUGGCAAAUUUACAUUGCGUGUGUGGUCAAGGUAGGGAAUGUACCCUGGCCGCUGCAGACAUGGCCAUGUCACGUUUAGCAGUAGGAAUGGUGACAAACCAGUAGGCAUAACCCAGAAGUAUCGUCUCCGCCAGUUUAUGCUAACAAAACCUAAAGCAUGUAAGAAUGCGUGCCCUCAUCAGUCUUGAGAAAUUUAUUGGUUAGCUCACUAGUUCAUGGAUGCGUGCGAUUGGUUGGCCAGCGCUGGCGCAUUUGCUCGGGGCCUGACCGAGCGAGUCUUGGAGCAUGUUGCUCCCCCCUUCCCCCUCGGAGGCGGAAGUUUGACGUAUAAGCAGGGACCUACGAGGAAGUGAAUAUAUUGUUUAACUAUCAUUUUGUAUGUCACUCGAGUAAUUAACCCCCUACCGCUUUUUUGUCCGCAGACGGGUGUGCAGCUGCGGCGAGCCGAACUCUUUUGGCAAUACCUCAGCGCCGAACGAGACCGUGUUGUCACCCUCCUGGACAGUCAAGCGGGAAUUGUCAGCUCGCCUGAGGAAGCAAGUGGCAACAACUCGGGGAUUGGCGGCGGCGGUGGCGGUGGGGGUGGUACUGGCGGCUCCAGUCUCAACGGUCCUGCUGGAAGUGUUGCUCUCACUGUGAAGGAAGAAGACCGUGGGGAGGGAGGUGCCAACGCCAGCGACUUCGAAUCAGCGGCCGACCUGCCUGAAAGCGAAAAGAGCCCUCCUAGCGGUGGCUGUGGUGGACCCGAGGCUCUUGCUGGGCAAGUCUUUGCCCUCGUCGCCAAGCGCUCACCCCUCUGCUCCGAACUGCAGCACAUCGUGGAGUCGGUGACUUCCGUUGGACGAGUGAACAUCGCGGUGGGUCCGCUUUCUGCGUCCCCAUCUACCAAUAUAUAUGUAUGUCAAAUGAGCGUUUGACCCUCACUGUUGUGGUUAGGAUCUCACUCGACCUCAUUCUGUCCGCCCGCCCGCCAGCUACUGGCGACAACGAACGUAGAAUGGGAUCGAGUGAGAUCCUAACCACAACAGUGAGGGUCAAACGCCCACUUCACAUGCUUAUAUAUCUCACUUCAUAAGGCCUAUGACGUACUGAUGAUCGAUAUCGACCGUGAAACAGCUGUCUGCGUCUGCCCUGUUGCACAUUUGGCGAUCUGUCCAUGUAGUAUAUAUAUAUAAGCUUCGUAUGGGUGGCAAAGGUCACGAACACGCAAUGAAUUACCAGGCCAAAGUCGGCCAAGUCAUAGUAGCUGCGAGGAGUUGUACGAGUACAACUCGACUUUUCCGACGAGCUUUCUAUCUUCAUAUAUAUACAUAUUUAUGAGAAGAUAAGGCGAUCACAGGAACCAUGGAUUUAUUUGCCUGACGUUUCGAAAGCAGACAAGCUUCCAUCAUCGGAGGUGGUUUGCUUACUGCACGUCACAGUAUUCAUGGGUUUUACUUCGUGCUGGCGUGUCAUUGACUUCCAGCGCGCUGCACCACACGGUAUGGCGAUGGUUGUCAUGGCGGCAUCGGUUCCUCCUCACCUUUUGUCGGGUGUGGGGAGGGGAGCGGCGCCGGGGUGACCGCGGCCAUUGCUCUUGUUUGCAUUGUUCGUUGUCCGCCCUCGACGCAUCUCGCCUUCCUGCCCCGUUCGCACCUGCCCGUAACCGCGUGGACGGUGGUUGUCAUGCCACUGUUGACGUCGGGCUGGGGGGUCCUGUCACUGUCGUGGGACCUCGUCUCGCUGUCCCAUUCCCACCUGCCCGUAACCGUGUUGACGGUGGUUGUCACGCCACUGUUGACGUCGGGCUGCGGGGUCCUGUCACUGUCGGGCGUUCUCAUCGAGUGCUUGCGUCUGUUUGCGUUCGGACCCGGAAGGCUAUCUCCUGGGUUUGCGUUCGCCGCCGGUUGUCCCCCGGUUUCGUCCGUUCCCGGUGCCUGUCUAUGCCCGUCCACGUUCCCGCUUGGUCCGGGUUUGAUUACUGCCGUCUCUGGCCUGACGACUCGUCGGUAGCCCUGCCGAUUGAACUUCACCCGUAGGGCUUGGUAGGCAGCCGGCAGAGUUACGCAUCGGUUGAUUGAGUUAGUUGUGGUGUGCCAGGCUUCGAGCGUCUCCCUGACCGUUUGAUCGCUCCCUUAGCCCAAGACUUCGGCGUCUUGGAAGGCGAAGGCGUGGCCAAAAGCUGCGCAAUGUUCUGCCACUAACGAGAGCUGAUCCAUUCUUCGUACCGCUCUUGCGUGCUCGUCCAUGCGGGUCUGCAAUCUCUUCCCGGUUUCUCCAACGUAGUUUGCCUCGCAGGAACUACACGGGAUCCGGUAGACGACGUUGGCAGUUUCGCCUCGUCGCAGAGGCGUUUUUGGUCUCAUGAUCGAACGUCUAAUUGUCGCUUCAGGUUUGUGGGCGAUGCCGAUACCCAAUGGUUGCAAGAUACGAGCAACUGCCUCGGAAACGUUCGCAAUAUAUGGCAGCGCUCGUCAGACUUUCGGCUGAUUUGCCGUUGACUUUACGGUUGGUCUGGACAGUCUGCUGCGUUCCAUAAAGCUGCGGGGGUAACCGUUGGAGGUGAACAUCCGCCGUAGAUAGUGGAGUUCGGCUACCUUGUCGGUCGGUUCGCUGCAGUGAGUGUCAACUCUCCUGUAGAGAGAUCGAACACAGUUUCGUUUGUGACACAGCGGGUGAUUGCUGUGGUAGGACAGGAUUUGGCGAGUGUUAGUGGCCUUCCUGUAGACCGUGGUCUUCAGGCUCCCGUUGACCUUGCGAUGGGCCAGAACGUCUAGAAACGCGAUCUCAUUGUUCUCUGUCUCCAUGGUGAAUUGAAUAUCGGGAAGAACAGAGUUCAGUAGCGCGUGGAAAUUCGAGACCAUUUCCCGUUUGAGAACGACGAAAGUGUCGUCCACAUACCGCGCCCAAAAUUUUGGCUUAUAUGUUGCGAACAACAACGUCUCCAACUUUUGAAGAACAACUUCAGCGAUGAAACCGGAUAGUGGUGAGCCCAUCGGCGUACCUUUGAUUUGUUCGUACACAGAAUGGUAUUACCGACAAAGACAAGGGAGACUGGAAUGACCAUUUCUGGCUUAUUAGCCGUCGUCAGCCAGCCAUACCCAAGCCCGAAGUGUGGAACACCCGAGCCUCGAACUAGCGACUUGUUGGUUUAGAAGUCCACGUCUCUACCCACCGGGCCACGAGCCCGUUGCCUUGUCGGUUUUCGAUCGGGAAUAUACAAUGGUGGGGGGCGCUCACCGAUCGUUCAUACGGAACUCACUCGUUCCGUUGUGCCUUAAGGGCUCUCACUCGAGCCCAACCAUCUUGGGCAUGGCUGGCUGAUGACGGCUAAUAAGCCAGAAAUGGCCAUUCCAGUCUCCCUUGUCUUUGUCGGUAGUAUCAUUCUGCCUAUAUAUCAUGCGCCGCUGCGCGGCUGCUGGUUGGGCUCGAGAGAGAGCCCUUAAUGCACAACGGAACGAGUGAGUUCCGUAUGAACGAUCGGUGAGCGCCCCCUACCACUGUAUAUUCCCGAUCGAAAACCGACAAGGCAACGGGCUCGUGGCCCGGUGAGUAGAGGCGUUGACUUCUAAACCAACAGGUCGCGAGUUCGAGGCUCGGGUGUUCCACACUUCGGGCUUGGGUAUGGUUGGCUGACGACGGCUAAUAAGCCAGAAAUGGCCAUUCCAGUCUCCCUUGUCUUUGUCGGUAAUGUUAUUCUGCCUAUAUAUAUAUAUAUCAGCAAGGAGGGACGACAGAGAAUGCGGUGUGCGCCCAUUCCUGAUUGAUAUAUAUAUAUAUAUACGUCUCUUUUUUGUAAAAUGGGUUUCGUGUUAAAUAAAAGGUGCGAAAUUUACGAACUGAAGCAUUAUCGCGCGUUUUAGGUGUUAUGUCAUUCUGUGGACGAUUUGUGUGAGAAAUGAAGUUAUUCCAGGAUUGUUCACUAACCUCAAACAAUUGGCUGUGCAUGUCGCAUGUGUGUGCAAGGGAGUUUUUCGCACCAAAAAUACUUGGGGUAGAUGAUCUUCACAAGAUAACCAAAGCAGCGCCUAGUGUUGGUUUCAGUUUUCGCAAUGCGAACUACGCUGAAUACUGACGGCUGCGGAUAAUAGAAGGGCUCGUCACGAGCUACGUCGUAACAGGCCCUGAAAACAGCCUCGACUAUUGGAUCACCGACAUCCUCGGUGAAUCAGAUGGUCAUACUUCCAUUUAGGUAUAAUAAGGGAUUGCUCUAACUGAUCGACAACGAUCGACUGCCACGGGACACGGUAUUUUCCUCCAUACCACGUAGAAAGCACCGGUUCACGUCCCAUAGGCGGACAAAAGAAUGAUAAACACGAAGGGUGUCGAUAGUUUGGGCUCUAUAGGAACUGCUAUCGUCCGUACGAAUAUAGGUAGUUAUGCAACUGUGUCACGGAGUUUUGUCGUCUGAAAACAACGGCCAAUCAUGGAACGUUUGACUACCAGUGUAUCUGGCAGCAGUGAAGUAGAUCAGCGUGUUUUUGGAUCUUCUUUCAAAAAUAGAUUUCCCGUCAAUCCAGUUGGCUUCAGCUGACGUCCACCUCCUAAAAUGCUCACUCGCAAAAUCGAUAAUUGGGAAAGUUUUUUCUACUCGGAAGAAGGUGUGCCGCUCAGAAUAAUGCGAAAAGGCUUGUCUUCUACGUACGCAGGAAGUCCUAGAAGAGACCGUUGAAAAGAUCAGUAUCUUACGUAAUGUAUUUUAGUUGAAAUUACCGUCCCUGUCGCUUUAUUGUGGCACCGUCAUACACGCACAGAAAGUUAGCUUCUCAUACUUCUACGAAACCUGCCUCUUUUUGUAUCAAUUACAUAUUGCCUGUCUUCAUGUGUGCGUGUGUGCGUUCAUCAGAUCAAAGGCCGCUAUCCCGUCUUCUUCUGCCUCCCGUACAAGGCGUACGCCAUCCUGCCAGUUGGGCAGCCCCACCUAAUGCCCAAUUGGCCAGCCGUCAGGCCGCGUGCCGUCUGGCAGGCCAUGGAGAAGAUGCGUCCCUACCAUACACUCCUUCUCACCACCCAGAGGGAGGAACUCUUGUCCUCAUUUCUACCGCCCGACGCGAACCGCUCUCUCGCGAGGUUAGAUAUGCCAGUUUCUUGUGCUUAUGCAACUUUGAUGGCCUUUCUAGGAUUGCCAUAGCACAUGAGCAUUCACGUACAGGAAGAUAUUACAGCCGUAAGCAAGUUUGUGUUACUUUCAGCCACCCCGAAAUGGUUGCACAACCUCCAACCCUAUUCUACCCUCAGAGACGUGCCAAUUUAUUAGAUGAAAAUCAUGUUUCAGCUUCGGAAAUACCGAUUCACUGGUAGUGGGACGCUCAUCGAUCGUGUUUACGGAACUCGCUCGUCCCGUUGUGCCUUAGGGCUCUCUCUCGACGUUGGGUAUGACUGGCCGACGAUGGCUAAUAAGCCAGAAAUGGCCAUCCCAGUCUCCCUUGCCUUUGUCGGUAAUGUCAUUCCGCGUAUAUCAUGCGGCACUGUGCGGCUCGAGAGUGCAUUCUAAGGCACAACGGGGUGAGUGAAUUCCAUAACACGAUCGGUGAGCGCUCCUCUCCCAUUGUAUAUUCUCGAUCGCAACCGACAGGACAACAAGCCCGUGGCUCAGUGGUUAGAGGCGUUGGACUUCUAACCAACAGGUCGCGGGAUCGAGCCCCAGGUUUCCACACUUCGGAGAUGGGUAUGAUUGGCUGACGACAGAUAUUAAGCCAGAAAUGGCCAUUCCAGUCUCCCUUGUCUUUGUCGGUAAGGUUACUCUGCCUAUACCAAUUCACGUUUGAGUAUACAUGAAUAACAGGAGCGCAGCCCAGAUCUUUUUUUGAUGGUAUCCACCCGUUAACGCACAAAAGAAGCUGUCGGGGUCUGUGUGUGUGCGAGCAUACCCACGCUCCCAGGCGGCGAAGAUGAGGAAGGCCCACCACCAGUGCGACCACUCCAGAAGAAACUCUAUCUGGGACACUCCACGACCAGUUGUCUGCAACCCUACUGGAACUUAGAAUAUGGUAGUCUCUAAUACAACUCUGUAUUACGUUGCAUCAGAGAUUCCUCCGAGGGCAAAAAGCAAGCAUCGGCGGCCUCAAGAUUGGUGCCACACAUCGACAUAUGCUGGCGAUGCACAGCUGAUUCAUGCGCCCAAAGGUUCAGCUAGACUCAACCUGGCAGUUUGAUGUUGUUUGUCGUAUUCUGUGCGCUGCCCACCGCUGUAAUCACAGAAGACAAGUUGAACAAAGCCUCGAGGCUACAUUGCUCAUGAAGAGACGAUCUUAGUUGUCGACUAUUUGCAGACCGGAAUGAAAUCAUAAUUUUAAUUUUGCGAUUCAAUAAUUUAACUAGGAAGAGCUUAUCGCCAUUGGGGGCCGCAGUCCUGAAUCAAUUAGGAGACUCCUCCAGCUCCCUCCCUCCCUCGGCAGCCAGACCCUACGCCACCAGCCUAAAUUAAUAAAACCGACCACGGGAUUGGAAACUAUCACUGACGCGGACGCAGCCUGUCGUAGGAACGCGAGGCUGCCACCAAAAUAAUCCAACAUUUCCUAAACGAUUAAAUUUUUUCUGAACACUUCAAGCCGAGCUAAGAUCGCAUCCGCUUACCAGUUUUCUUCGCUUGUUUAGUUAUGUCUCUCACGUCCGGUCGACCUGUAACAGCUAUUGAUCUUACUGCAGCUUCAUCAAAGAGCUGUCACCAACGGUCGGGCUAAAUGAUCUCUCCGUCGGGAUGCACUCACAAGGUCACUGUCUGCGCCUGGCCCUCUGGUUGGUGUACAAUGGUCACGCGAUAAUAGCCUACCCUGUUGCUGGAAAUAACUCCUACACCCUUGCACCCCUCUCCCAUCUCUGGUUACAGCCCCAGCUUCUGCUGGAAUUCGCGGAACGUUUCCCGCACUUGAAUCUAGCACAGGUAAGGCUCCCCUGUGGCGAAAUACAAUUGUUUAUUCUAACAUUUGUAUCUACUUGUUCAUAAAUAAGUAGGCGAGAAUAAACAGAAUAGUUCCUAACCGUAGUGAUGUCCGCUGCUGUGAGCAGGAAAUUACUCCUCAUCAUGCUAUUGACCCUGGGGAAGUCCAGCUGGAAUGCAGGGCAAAAGGUUCCACUAUCGUUCAAAAAUCUGGUUAAGAAGCAUCUCAUCGGAUUGUGACUGUGUGGAGGGCUUGAUGGAGGAGUUGUUUUCACAAUUCACGGAUUCGAACGGGAGUCUCCAUGAACCCUUCCAACACAGAAGUUUAGUUCUAGGGCUGUGCCGGGCGACGAAAAAUGAAUCCACCUUGGCUAUUGUACAACAUUGGCCAUGUUGUAGUGCUGUUAUGACUGUUUAUCUGAUUAUGUGCCUGAUUUCUCUCAUCAGUGCUCACCCACGCUUGAAGGUAUUAUUUUUGCGUGGUCCGUAACAUCCUACUCUUCAGAGCCAAAUGGCGGCCUAUUUCACAACUAAUCUUUGCUGAAUGCACGUUCACCAUUCACCACCUGUACACACACUAAAUAUUCCGCAAUUAGGCCAGCAGUCGGACCCCAUCUUCACAGGGUUCCUGCUGUCCCUGAUUGUAAUUCUGUGGAUGUGACCGUCUUUGUGUCCGGAAACUGGGCCGAUGGUCAAGGCCUCUUGCAAUUUUAAUUGGAAUAAAAAUACAUCUUUUGUGAUGGCAAGAGAAACAGUCACGCGGACCUUAAAUCUCUCGGCGCGUACAUCAUGUACCUUGGUAAACAUCUGAAACCGGAGGGUUUAUUCACACCGCGUCGUAAACUACUCAGAGCUGUGUCGCCCUUGGCGGCGACGUGGUCAAGGUCGUCUGCCUAACGGGACGCUUAAGGCUUGCUAACCAGGCUUGGUGAUUCUUCCACUGGCCUGUCAAACCCUGUUUGUGAAUCUCAAUGGGCGUGGAGUGAAUGUAAACGGAACCUGAGAAGAUGAUGAUGAGAUCGCCGGAAAAAAAGGUGUUUAUUGUCCUAACGUUUCGGAUUCUCACUCGGAUCCAUCUUCAGAGACAGUUGAAGACAAAGACGACGUAUGUACUGUGACAACCAUUACCGUCUGUGUAUAUCGGGUGAUUAUCCCACUUCGAGACUGAGCGCAGUCAGCACCAAUAGCAGAAACGAUUACAGAAAAGUACUUGGAAAAAUAACAGACAUGCCGUGGCAGUGGACGGAGAUGUCCACCAUGAGGUUCAGGAUCUACAAGAAUGCUCAUUCUAUCCCGAAGCCGGCAACAAAGCCCAAAUACCGCCAAGGCACCACUCAACUGACUUUUGCGCCGGUUGGAGAGCUACACUGUAAACCUUUAGAUUCAAGUUUUAUAAGGUCGGUGCCUUCGAAACGUAUAGGGGCGAAAGAUGAUGAUGCCGUGUUCAGGCUCACUUAUAAACCACCUGUCUACAGACAGUCUGGCACGACAAACCUUCGACCAACUGCGACUAAGUAGCUCAUUGUCCGACUGCACAGCAGUGCUAACAUUGGCUUCUCCUCGGCGUAACCAGAGAGUCAGAAAGCCAAGUGGCUUUAGUGAGCCUUGGGGGUGCACAAGACAAGCAGCCCAGAGGAGUUGGAUGUUUCUAAGUUAGCGUCAACACGAAGAGCUCAGGACAGGGCAUAAACAUGUACAGACCCCGGACAAGUGCGCCAAAAGAGAUACUAGUGCGAAAUCUCUCAUAAAAAGACAAAAGCAAACGUGCAACGGUGAAAUGUACUGUCAGUUAAAAGGCAGAGCAAGGUGUGGCCUAUUCAGAAGAGGCUGGGAAUCGGAAUUGGGUCCGAUAUGGCGGAAGCAAUAAUGCUAUGUGAGUGCUUACUUCAAAGACCUGCAGACGUUCAAUGUCCUCUAUAAGGAAAACCGAUAAAAUGGGAAGGCCAAAAAAUACACGCCUGGAGAUUUCCGCCGAAGUCUCCACCGACAAAGCCACACGACAAAAACCACCAGCCUCACCUCUACUCCUCGUAUCCAAUGACAUACACUGCACCCGGAAAACUGUUUAAUCUAUCUUAGCACCACAAGACUACGUCAAAGUCUUAGAGAAUGUUCGAUAUUUGUCAAAGACGGAAGAUCUGAACGUGCACCAUAAAUUGACUUUCUUUCCGUGCUGGAGAGAGGAUUCGUCUCAGUCGCCUCUGCUGCUGUCUGGAGGAGAGCGCUCUACGUACCGAGCCGAUUUUCGGUCAAAGCUUAGCGGGGAAGACCGGCUGCCGCAAAGUAGGGAGGCGGCCUCCACACAGUUACUUCUCCAAGUCUCAUUGCUCAAACCAGUUGUCUCUAUAAUGGGUGUAAUAAGUCUCUAGGUAAGUUGGAAGUAAACUUCAGGGGACAGCGACGGUGGUUGCCGCCCUGAGUGUCCGUGUCUUAGUUAUUCGCUCCGACGCAGCUGGUCUCUAGGUUAUUUUUCAGUUUGGUCUAUGUGCUUCCUGAUCAAGUCUUCAAAAAACGGGCAGCUACAGCAUUCAUAUUUAUGCCACCCUUCAAACCAGUAUAAUAAACGCCUUUGGGGUCGCUUAUUUUCUAUUUCUAGGUCCUCUCCUCAUUUGCUGACUUUCAAACAUUAAAAUCACACCUCUUCCCGGAUACGGACUCCGAUCAGCGUUCCUCAGACACUCGCAGCUAUUUCUGGGAGAACAUUGAUAUCGCUGAAAGCGUGGAACUCAUCAGCUGGCUCCUGCGUCGACGCCUUAUCAUCCAGCUGCACACCUACGUUAUACCCGUCCUUUCUGUUGGCACCACCAAUACCACUCCAGACGCAGGUCGUGAGACGGUUGCACAUAUCGAACCGGAGGUUCAUGAUGAGGACCUCAAGACCGGCGAGGUAGCCGGCUACGCGGAAGACAACGGCGGUGGGCAUGCGGAGAGAGCUACGGGGGUGGCGACCGAGGAGAGUCAUGUCCGAGAAGAGACUUGCCACCAGCAACAGUGCUCCAACGACAUGACGGCACACUUCUUCGUCGAGACUCAUCCCGACCUCACCGAGUCCCUACUGGAAGAGGCCCUGCCGAACCCCGCUGAUAGACAUGCGGUCAUGACGCAUUACCGCAACAGUGUCCGCGACCCAGCCCUACUCUGUCUGUUCCUACGCAUUCUGCCCCAACUACCGGCCCACUUAGAAGAUCUCAUUUUUGUGGAGAGUGUGGAUCGAGAAACUCUCGUCCUCUGCAUUGAAAACUUCUCUCCGUUCCUCACCACCACCCGUCUCCCCGAUCCUGUCACCGCCUGCUUUGCUGGCAUUGAGUGGCCAUCGUGA
This is a messenger RNA of Spirometra erinaceieuropaei, 12614 nucleotides long. Lineage: Eukaryota; Metazoa; Platyhelminthes; Cestoda; Diphyllobothriidea; Diphyllobothriidae. The record is from the annotation of a GenBank genome assembly.